AUGCACUGCUACGGGGAGCGGUACAAACACCUGUACCUGCCGGGCUCGGGGUAUCUCACUGAAAACCUCCCGCAGUGCCCGCCGCAGUCGGAUGCCUGCAGUACCACCUGCCACCCAGUCAGCAUCAUCAAGACCCCGAUGCCCAGAUGGCAAAGCUACGUUCAACCUUUCAGUUACGUGUGCCCACAGCCAACCUUGAGCCAAACAUCUCUGCUGUCGUGCCAGCCCUAUGUACAGCAGUGUGUCCUGCUGUACCCCGAGCCUUGUGAGACCACGCGGCUUCUGCCCUGUAGGAGACCCAGCCUGAAGCUGAGCACCACGCAGAAUUACCAGGCUUGUGAGACCAAUCAACCUGAGAAGAAACGAAUGGCCAAGAGCCUCCCACCCUGUGCUCCCAAGUGCCCAGAACCAAGUAAACUCAAGUUCCCACCAUGUGGGAUCAAGUACUCGUCUUCGUGCAAGGAUGAAUGUAAGUCGCAGAAGAUAUCCAAAUGCUCGACGCAACGACACGGCACGGAGCUCCGGUCUCUCCAAGGGUUGACCAGUGGUUAUUCCCCACCUCUACGAGGAGUCACUGAGUGUCCUCCACAGCGAUGUGUGACACAAUCUUAUCUCCAAGAAUACGUGAGUGGGUUUCCUCAGCAGAAAUGCAUGAAGGGUUACCCAACGCAGGAGUGCGUCACCACUUAUUCCUCACAGAAGUGCGUCACCAAGUGUCUACCCAAGUGUCCACCUGAGCAGGGAAUAAAGGAGUGCUCCACACAACGACACGUUGCCAAAUGCUCCCAAACUCAAGAGGGAACCAAGCACAAGAGCUCCUCAACCCAACACCUAAGCAAGUCCAAGUGCGUCUACCCACGGGCCACCCAGCAUCACGUAACAGGAGCCAAACGUUCAAGUCACUCCAAGAAGAGUCGUUGUGCUUCAAAAUGGUUGUGGUGA
This is a messenger RNA of Antrostomus carolinensis (chuck-will's-widow), 942 nucleotides long. RefSeq lists its product as uncharacterized. Bases 1 to 942 code for a protein of 313 amino acids. The transcript has a single exon. Lineage: Eukaryota; Metazoa; Chordata; Aves; Caprimulgiformes; Caprimulgidae. The record is from RefSeq and is a predicted model, not a curated record.